CCGGCGAGGACCACGCUUUCUCACUCACCCAGGCCGAGGUUUCCCCGCUCCGCGGUUCUCUCUCCGGCCCCUCCCGGCAGCCACUCCGGCGCGCGCAGCUCCACUUCCGGCGUACGAGGCGGUGACAAUGGGAGCAGCGCGGGCGGCGCCGGGAGGCAGCUGACAGGCGUCUGCGGCUUCGCUUCAUGGCCGCUCUCCCGUUCCGCCUGGGCUCUGAGGGGAGUGGGAGGUCCCGUAGCAGCCGGGAGCCGGAGCUGGCGAGCCGAGCGGGAGACUGUGUGCGGCGCCGCUGAGGCGCAGCAUGUGAAGCAGAGACGGCAGCCAGUGCUAGGCGAGCCUCUCAGCCGGCCGGGAUGGCUACGACGGCCGAGCUCUUCGAGGAGCCUUUCGUGGCAGAUGAGUAUAUUGAGCGACUCGUGUGGAGAACCCCAGGAGGAGGCUCUAGAGGGGGACCUGAAGCUUUUGAUCCUAAAAGGUUAUUAGAAGAAUUUGUAAAUCAUAUUCAAGAACUGCAGAUAAUGGAUGAAAGAAUUCAACGGAAAGUAGAGAAACUAGAGCAACAGUGUCAGAAAGAAGCCAAGGAAUUUGCUAAGAAGGUGCAAGAGCUUCAGAAAAGCAAUCAGGUUGCCUUCCAGCACUUUCAAGAACUUGAUGAGCACAUCAGCUAUGUAGCAACUAAAGUCUGUCACCUUGGAGACCAGUUGGAGGGUGUAAAUACACCCAGACAGCGAGCAGUAGAAGCUCAAAAACUGAUGAAAUAUUUUAAUGAAUUUCUAGAUGGAGAAUUGAAAUCAGAUGUUUUUACAAAUUCUGAAAAGAUAAAGGAAGCAGCAGACAUCAUUCAGAAGUUGCACCUAAUUGCCCAGGAGUUACCUUUUGAUAGAUUUUCAGAUGUAAAAUCCAAAAUUGCAAGUAAAUACCAUGAUUUAGAAUGCCAGCUGAUUCAGGAGUUUACUAGUGCUCAAAGAAGAGGUGAAGUCUCCAGAAUGAGAGAAGUGGCAGCAGUUUUACUUCAUUUUAAGGGUUACUCCCAUUGUGUUGAUGUUUAUAUAAAGCAGUGCCAGGAGGGUGCUUACUUGAGAAAUGAUAUUUUUGAAGAUGCUGCAAUACUCUGUCAACGGGUAAACAAGCAAGUUGGAGAUAUCUUUAGUAAUCCAGAAACAGUACUGGCUAAACUUAUUCAAAAUGUAUUUGAAAUCAAACUACAGAGUUUUGUGAAAGACCAGUUAGAGGAAUGUAGGAAGUCUGAUGCAGAGCAGUAUCUCAAAAAUUUCUAUGACCUAUAUACAAGAACCACCAGUCUUUCCAGCAAGUUGAUGGAAUUUAAUUUAGGUACUGAUAAACAGACUUUCUUGUCUAAGCUUAUCAAGUCCAUUUUCAUUUCCUAUUUGGAGAACUAUAUUGAGGUGGAAACUGGAUAUUUGAAAAGCAGAAGUGCUAUGAUUCUUCAGCGCUAUUAUGACUCAAAAAACCAUCAAAAGAGAUCCAUUGGUACAGGAGGUAUUCAAGAUUUGAAAGAGAGAAUUAGACAACGUACCAACUUACCUCUGGGGCCAAGUAUUGAUACUCAUGGGGAAACUUUCCUAUCCCAAGAAGUGGUUGUUAAUCUUUUACAAGAAACCAAACAAGCCUUUGAAAGAUGUCAUAGGCUCUCUGAUCCUUCUGAUUUACCAAGGAAUGCCUUUAGAAUUUUUACCAUUCUCGUGGAAUUUUUAUGCAUUGAGCAUAUUGAUUAUGCUCUGGAAACAGGACUUGCUGGAAUUCCUUCUUCAGAUUCUAGAAAUGCAAAUCUCUAUUUUUUGGAUGUCGUGCAACAGGCCAAUACAAUUUUUCACCUAUUUGACAAGCAGUUUAAUGAUCACCUUAUGCCACUAAUAAGCUCUUCUCCUAAACUAUCAGAAUGUCUUCAGAAGAAAAAAGAAAUAAUUGAGCAAAUGGAAAUGAAAUUGGACACUGGCAUUGAUAGGACAUUAAAUUGUAUGAUUGGACAGAUGAAACAUAUCUUGGCUGCAGAACAAAAGAAAACAGACUUUAAACCAGAAGAUGAAAACAAUGUUUUGAUUCAGUAUACUAAUGCCUGUGUUAAAGUUUGUGCUUACGUAAGAAAACAAGUGGAGAAGAUUAAAAAUUCUAUGGAUGGGAAGAAUGUAGACACAGUUCUGAUGGAACUUGGAGUACGUUUUCAUCGACUUAUUUUUGAGCAUCUUCAACAAUAUUCCUACAGCUGUAUGGGUGGCAUGUUAGCAAUUUGUGAUGUAGCUGAAUAUAGGAAGUGUGCCAAAGACUUCAAGAUUCCACUGGUAUUACAGCUUUUUGAUACACUGCAUGCACUUUGCAAUCUUCUGGUAGUUGCCCCAGAUAAUUUAAAGCAAGUCUGCUCAGGAGAACAACUUGCUAACUUGGACAAGAACAUUCUUCACUCCUUCGUCCAACUUCGUGUUGACUAUAGAUCGGCUCGCCUUGCUCGACAUUUCAGCUGAGGUUGAAUUUACAAGAGAAAUGUGUUGUAUUUCAACAGGCCUUGGUUGAUAGAAAGCACAGGAGAUUUUUUAUGACACAGCCAACAUUUUGUGGAGAAAUGACUGUUUGGAAAAACAGCAGCCAUACUUAGAUUCGUAAUUUUAUUUGAAAUUUGGAUGCUACUAGCCAUAUUUUGCCUUUUCUCUUUUAAGUAGAAUUUUAAUUUCAGUUUAAACUUAAAACUUUCAAAUUCUGUGAAGUUACAGUUUAAUAUUUUUAUCCUGAAAAACAUUGAUGUCAGAAAGCAAAUGAGUUGUUACCAGUGUUCCAGUUCUUAUUCUUCAUUGAGAAAUUUCACCAUCCUGCUUUAUCCAUCAAUAGUGGGUAAAAUACAACAAAACUGUAUUUGUUAUAUAUCAAGUUAUUUUAGGUUUUCCUGGAAACCAUUUUGUCUUUUUCAGAAGGUUAACAAUUCAGCAAAAUCUGUGUAGUUAGUUGAUUGCUUUAUUUUUUUUUUGAGGUAUAAUAAAAGGUAAUACUAUUCCAAGAUUCAUUCUAUAAUUAGAAUGAUGAAAUGUUGUAUAUAGGUGUUUGAUGUGGAUGAUAAUAGAUCUGCUUUCUGGGUAAAAAACAAAACAACAAGAUUUAACGUUUACUGGUUUUUUAUUUGGUAAACCGAUUUUAAGCCAACACUAGCAAAAAGUUAAUGCAACUACCUUAUUUUAUAUUUCAUAUUUCACUUAAGGUAGAGGACCUUAAUUAAAGGACAAUAUUUAUUCAUUAUUUUAAUAUUACAAGGGAAGUGGAAAGUGAGGUAUAGUCAAAAUGGUGCAUAUGAGAAAUAAUUGACAGUGUUUAGCAACAGUGCAGCUCUUUAAGAUUUAUAUCAUAAUGCUGAACUUGAAUAAGAUGAGUUGGCUAAACAUGCAAAUAGUCUUCUAUUUUAAGAGGAGUUAGAAAUCGAUAGUUGAUAGUAUGUAUUCUAAGACCAGGAUGAACUUUGCAAAGAUGAACUUUGUAAUUUUUAAAUUUCAAAGUUCUCAAGUUUAUAGUUUCUCUCGUUAUCUUUUUCAAGACAUUUCUGAGUGAUUCUGACUGGAUGUAGUUAAUUAAAUUGGCAUGAUAUAGUGAUAUAAUAAAUCACUUAUAAAAUUUAAACAUCAAGUGGAACUUUAGACCUUUGCUCUCUAACUUUGCCAUGCCAAUUUGAAUUCUUAGCAUAUUUUAUCUUCUAGUAUGUUGUUUAUAAUCUUCUAGGGAUAGAUAAACAUUAAUUUUCAACCCACUCUUGGCAUUUUUCAUAUGUCUUUUCAACUUAAUUUCAGAAAACCACUUCUCUUUUAGGAAUAUGUUUCUGAUUGGUCAUCAACUUUACUGAAACUUCCAAUUAUAGAUAGCUAGUCUUUAAGUUACUUCUAAUUGAAUUUCUUUAUUUUCUAUUUAGCCCAGUAUUAUCAAGGUGAGCAAGAGAAAUGAAGCAUGCCAACUUUUAUGAAAGCAUUUUUGGAGAUUGUGGCAUCUUUAGAAGUCUGUUUAAUUUUUAUUCCUUAGUCAAGGGAGAGCCAGAACAAGUCUUGGAUACUGUAGAAAGUCAUAUGCUUGUACUUUUGCCACUUUAGAAAUCUCUGAUGUAAAUUCAAAUUAUACCUCUGUUACUUAAAGCCAACAAUUUCAAGGCAGACCAUUUGAACUCUUUGUAUACAGUGUCAAUUUGUUUAAAAAAAAAAAAAAGAAAAGAAAAAAGGGGAAAUCUCAAAUAAAACAUGAAAACAUUUUAAAAAAUUUCGAAUCAGAGAAUGCUUCAAAUUAUUUUGUUUGGAUUAAUUUUUAAAAUGUAAGACUUGUUGCUUAGAUAUUUUAUUAUUAUUUCCAUACCUGAGUUUUGAGCAAUAUUUUUUUGGUGACAGGGCAGUGACAAAGUCACUUAAUUUAGAAGUGCUAACAUUAAUGCUCAAUAAACAGAUUUCCUACAA
Erinaceus europaeus (western European hedgehog) is the source of this 4433-nucleotide messenger RNA. RefSeq names its product exocyst complex component 5 (gene EXOC5). Gene Ontology annotation, cellular component: exocyst; cytoplasm. The coding region runs from base 354 to 2480 and encodes 708 amino acids. Lineage: Eukaryota; Metazoa; Chordata; Mammalia; Eulipotyphla; Erinaceidae. The record is from RefSeq and is a predicted model, not a curated record. The transcript has 18 exons. Gene Ontology annotation, biological process: exocytosis; Golgi to plasma membrane transport.